This is a messenger RNA of Knipowitschia caucasica, 204 nucleotides long. The record is from the annotation of a GenBank genome assembly. NCBI's taxonomy places the organism in Eukaryota, Metazoa, Chordata, Actinopteri, Gobiiformes, Gobiidae.
AUGCAGCAGAACUACAGCAGCGCGGCGUUCGACCUCCUCCGGCUCCAAGGCACCGUCCCGCCACCGUCCAGCGCUCCCAAAUAUACGCCUCUAUUUACACAUUCAAGUUUUAUUUCCGCAGCACACGUGUUUCUGUUUGGAGUUGGUGGGACAUUCGGGUGGGUGGUGGUGGGGGGGGGGGGGGGGGGGGGGGGGUGGUGGUGA